Molecule: messenger RNA, 2262 nt
Organism: Paramisgurnus dabryanus
Lineage: Eukaryota; Metazoa; Chordata; Actinopteri; Cypriniformes; Cobitidae
Source: RefSeq, a predicted model, not a curated record
UUUGAAGAGAAAUUAGAAGAAUGGCGAAAGCGGGAAAUGCCAAAGGGUGUGUUAGGAGAUGUGUAUGAUGGACAAGUAUGGCAGGAUUACCAGUAUGUGAAUGGAGAGCCUUUUUUAACAGAGCCAAAUAAUUUGGCCUUGAUGCUGAAUGUGGACUGGUUCCAACCUUUCAAAUAUGCACCUUAUUCAGUCGGAGCCAUCUACUUGGUCAUUUUGAAUCUACCUCGUGAAGACCGUUUUAAGGAAGAAAAUAUGAUUCUCGUUGGACUAAUACCUGGACCAAAAGAGCCAUCACUAAAUAUAAAUGCUUUCUUAGACCCCUUAGUUGAUGAGCUUCAAGAACUUUGGCAUGGCGUGAUUCUGGAAGACAACUCUUUUUUAGGACAUCAGGUUUACAGAGCAGCUCUGCUUUGUCUUUCAUCAGAUAUCCCCGCAACUCGAAAAUGUGGAGGCUUUGUUGGACAUGGAGCUUACAGAGGAUGUCACAAGUGUUUGAAGACAUUUAGCAAGAAGGAAUUUGGUGAAAAAAUGGACUACUCAGGAUUUGAGAGGUUUUCAUGGGAGCCACGCACGUCAAAGGAUCACAUAUACUAUGCUGGAUUAUCCAAACGGGCAAAGACAAAGGCAGAACAGAAAAGAAUUGAACGCGAGUAUGGAGCUAGAUGGUCAGAACUUUUCCGCUUGAGUUACUAUGAUGCCAUCAGAUUUGUCGUCAUAGAUCCAAUGCACAACCUUCUCCUUGGUACCGCAAGACAUGUAUUCAGACUGUGGACAGAAUUAGGAAUUUUAACAACAAAAAGCCUUGAUGAAGUUCAAGCUAGAGUGGAAAGCAUCAAAGUACCUUAUGAGGUUGGAAGAAUUCCAUUACGAAUUUCAUCUGGCUUUACAGGAUUUACAGCAGAUCAGUGGAAAAACUGGACAACCAUUUACUCCCUGUUUUGUCUGAAGGGGCUUAUCAACAACAGACACUAUGACAUGUGGUUUGACUUUGUGCAGGCUUGUAUCAUACUCUGCUCCAGAGUCAUAUCCAUCAAUAGACUGGAAGUAGCAGAUCGAUACCUGCAGACAUUUCUCUCAAAAUUUGUCGAACUCUUUGGCCCAUUGCACUGCACCCCCAACAUGCAUCUACAUCUUCAUUUGAAAGAGUGCAUGUUGGAUUAUGGACCAGUUUAUUCUUUUUGGUGUUUUUCAUUCGAGCGUUUUAAUGGAAUACUGGGAAAGUUUAAUAACAACAACAGGGCAAUUGAAGUCCAGAUUAUGAGGCAAUUUCUGCAGGGCCAACAACUUCGUAUGCCAUGGACAUGUGAAUAUGGGGCUGAAUUUGGCAGUAUUUUAGGAAAACAAAUGGUUGGGACUUUGUCAUGCAAUGACACAGCUGAUAUGCUUUAUGUGAAACACAGUGUUUUGGUGUCAGCAGAAAGACUUCUCUUUGAAAACUGCACAGUGGUGCCUCUGACUCCAUUCCACCAGACAAUCUUGGAUGAGCCUGACAGACAUGCAAUAUUGACAAUGUAUCACCAGAUGUACCCUUGUGUCACUGACGUUGACCGUUUUGCCAUGACAUGCAAACGGGUAACAUGUCUGAAUGUAACUUACUCAAUUGAUGGAUCUAGAGCAGAAAGGUCAGCAUAUGUAUAUGCUAAGUGGUGUGGAAACACAAACAGUUUUGAGGAACCCAUCAUUGACCCUCUAGCCGAACUACGACCAGCCAUUAUAAAGCAGUUUAUAGUUGUUAAUGUUGUCUCAAAAGGUACUGCAUUCAAACAUGUAAUUGCACAAGUUUCCUGGCUUCAUCCCCAUCCGGACAGACAUUUUUAUGGAAAGCCAAUAGAAGUUUGGGAGCGUCAGGGAACAGACUUGUCAUACCCAGCAUCAUUUCUGCCUGUUGAGCGCAUUGCUGGGAGAUGUGUGGUUCACACAUCCACUGUGCAUUUAAGCAAGACCAAAGAAAAGGUCACUGUAGUCAUGCCACUAUGCACAGUAUUUGAACUGUGAUGUAAUUGCACAAGUUUCCUUCCUUCAUCCCCAUCUGGACAGACAUUUUGUUGUUUUUGACAUGUUGUUUGAUGUUGUUUGCAUAGAAUGUACAAAUUGUGCCUGAUUAAAACUAUUAAAAUUGUUGAAAUAAAUUGUUUUGUGUAUCUUUUUUUACCUAAUAGUGGUUAUUGGUAAUGACAUGCAGAGUAAUUAAUCUACACUGUUAGCCUGGACCAAUUGAAUCUACUUAAAGGGAUAGUUCACUUUAAAUUGAAAAUUCUGUCA